AUGGUAAAGGAACAGUUUAGGGAGACAGACGCUGCACGGCGAAUGUAAGUUUGCAAUCGGUUGAAUUUGAAACGAUUUAUUUUGCAAGAUAUAUUGCAGUGGUUGGCUAUGGUCAGCCUGGUUGUAGGUUUUCAGAAUUCAGAAUUGGUUAGCUAGCAAGCACGUGUCAUGCAAAUCGCGCUGUUAAUGAAGUAAUUAGGUAGUAAUGACAGGCUGAGAAUGUUUCCUUCUUUAAUUGGUAAUUAUUUUUUGUGUUAGUUAAUUAUUAUAUUGUUUCUUUUAUUUUUAUUAAAUUUACCUGGUGUUUCCACAAACAAAAACAAUUAUAUUUUAUCGCCAUGCAAACAUUCAAAGAACUUAUAUUGUUUCUAUUCUUGUCCCCCUGAUUAAAUGUGGUCAAAAUUGUGCGAACCGCCUGUCAUGCAAAAAAUGCCAUCUGUCUGUUAUAUCACAUAAUAGAGACCAUACUGAAAGCAGACUCGGCCGAAAAAGCGUAACCGCCGACACACCAUGAUUCAUCUUCAAAAUGCACUCGUCAUAGCCAGUGUGUUUACGAGAGGCAUUCACCACCCUGAAUGUCUGCCACUUUGAAUAUCUUCAGAGGGUGAUUGCCUUUCAUAAGCGCACUAGCUAGAAACAUGGCAACAGCAUUGCAAUGGUUAUGCCAAAGCUAAGCCUAGACUAUUUUAUCUUUACAACAAUUGUGAUAUUACUUUCUUAACUGUGUUUAUCCUAACCCACCCUGUCAACUUUCCCUGUGGGAGGAAACUGGAACACCCAGAGAAAACCCACAACUUUCGGCAGAGCGUUGACCGACUCUUUUCACACGAGUCCGUGGUGAGAAUCGAACCCACGAUCUCAGAGCCCUAGCAAAAAAAGUCUUUAGACCUGGCCUAUAGGCCAACCUAUAGGUUUCUAUAGGAAACCUAAAGGUUUUUAUAGGCAAUUGGAACAUUUUCUAUAGGUGACCUGUAGGGAUGCCUAUAAGUCUGUAGAGCUCUAUAGGUGCCUAUAGGCUUCUAUAGGGAAUUGGAACAAUUCCUAUAGGAACCUAUAGGCCACCUAUAGACUUUUUUCGUAAGGGAGGUGAAAGGCGCUUGCUGUGAUGACUAUGCCAUCAUUGAAGCCCCAUCCAAAAUAUGCACAAGAUUGUCUGAUUAGACGUGCACACUACAAUUUUGAUGGAUUAUCAUCUGUUUGCUGCAUUUCUAGAAGCCAUCUUGAGUUUGGCAUAUUCUCGCCAUCUCACAUGCAACAGAAUUCUCAGAUCCAGUGCGUCAGUAAGAAUCUGUAUACGCCAGAAAAUGCUAGAAAGCCCGCACUUUUUGGAGUACUUGAUCCGCAGCUGGUAAGUUGUAACUCUGUGUUCAACCACCAUCUUUUGUGAUGUUCUCCGCCACCUACCAGUAGUUACCAGAAUUUUUAUGUUGACUUGUAUCACCUACUAAAAAUAUUUCAACCCGCCCUCCCUUGCAAUAUUCUCCAACACAUCCCAACAAAUUAGAACCCCAUCUUGCUCUACCCCCUCCAGAAAAUCUCUAUUCCCAUCCCAACAAUUAUGCAUUUAACGCUGGGAAAAUGACAUAUUGUGAAAUACCUCGUCAUCAUUACUAGGGGAUCAGCAACAAGGAUCGCUUGUGCACAACAUGUGGUAAACAACUUGCUGACUGUGUUGGACAUUAUGGUUUUAUUGACCUUGAGUUGCCUGUGUUUCAUGUUGGCUAUUUUAAGGCAACAAUUUCCAUUCUUCAAUGUAUUUGUAAG
Molecule: messenger RNA, 1764 nt
Organism: Paramuricea clavata
Lineage: Eukaryota; Metazoa; Cnidaria; Anthozoa; Malacalcyonacea; Plexauridae
Source: the annotation of a GenBank genome assembly